AUGCAGCGCGUCAAGAGCAUUCUACUAAUAUUCAUAAGCUGUUGGCGCUCCUACCUCGCCUUUGUUCCACAACAGUCAGCAGCGUAUGCAGCAUAUUCGCCCAACAAUCUCCAAACGCUGCAACAGAAAUCACUGGACAACAUCACAGCUUACACUUACUACCAACCGUUACUGUACGCCACGCCACGUCAGCUCUUUGGUGGUGGUGGCUUUGGCUUUGGCGUCGGUGUUGGUGGCUGCAAUUGUCCACCAGGUCCACCAGGCUUGCCCGGUCCCAAUGGUCAACCCGGCCUGGAUGGCGAUCCAGGUGAGAAGGGUCCGCCUGGUGAUCCCGGUGAUGUGGGGCCUGUAGGCAGACCGGGUGAACGUGGCAAUGAUGGUCGCAGCGGUGCACGUGGUCCGCCUGGUGAGAGCGGUCGUCGUGGUCCGCGUGGUUUUACGGGUCCUGCUGGUCCAAUGGGUCGACGUGGUCCGCCCGGUGCGCCGGGACCGCGUGGUUUGCCCGGCGUAAAUGCGGUGGCAGCAACGGGUAGAGCUAAUUAUAAUUUUGACGAUUACGCCUAUGAUGCAGUCGAAUAUGAUGAUAGUUAAAAUGUUUAUUAAUAUAUUUUUGCUUUAAAUCAAGUUUGUUGCUUAAAGCUUUUGUAUGUAUUUUAUUAAUUUCAUACUUGGUAACGUUUAGUUUAUUGUUCAUAUACACCGUUAGAGGGCGCUGUUGUGGAAUCAAGCACAUUCUUGUAGCUAAGCUUGCAACCAAUGCGUUUAUAAGGCAUUUCCAUUG
Messenger RNA from Zeugodacus cucurbitae (melon fly), 781 nucleotides. RefSeq names its product collagen alpha-2(IX) chain. The transcript is spliced from 2 exons. Lineage: Eukaryota; Metazoa; Arthropoda; Insecta; Diptera; Tephritidae. The record is from RefSeq and is a predicted model, not a curated record. The coding region runs from base 1 to 591 and encodes 196 amino acids.